GGUGAAAGCGAAGAGUUGUACCUUUGCGACUUUUUUGGGACAGGGUAUAUGUUGGCAAUUGGCCGCUGGUACGCACCGCGAAUACUACUACGAAGGGCAGCCAGCUGCACGACUACGAGGAAGGCCACGACGUGUUCCGCAGUCACCACGAGAAGAAGAAAAGAAGGAGAAAUGGUGACCCUUAUUGUCGCUACCACCACCGACGCCGCCUCCCUUGGCCCUGCCUCCGCCCUCUUGGCCAUGCCCGGUUGGCUCCCUGGCCCCUCCCUCCAGGAAAUACCCAGUUUCAAAAACGGGGAAGUGAGGCUGUUAAAGCAUGAUAAUAGCAUCAUCAGUGAGGAUCACUUGGACAAGCGUUGGGAGGAGCUGACAGGGGAGGUUGUGGAGGAGGCCAUAUUUCUUAGCAAGCACACUGCUGUUUCAAACCGCCCUUCGCUCACUGUUCACCCUAUUGGUGUACCACAUUUACGUGAUGAUGAGGUUCCACCUCAAGGUGGAAAGCCUGGCUGGGCUGCUCCUCCAAGUCCUCGAAUAGGACCAUGGUUGAGGCUCUUGAAGACAAUUGCUCAAUCACAUAAUCUUAUUCCUGAAUUUGAGGUGACUUUGGAGGCUACUCAUCAUGGACCUGAAAUUAAUUCGCCAACUAUGUUUGUAGAGAUUGGUAGUACAGAAGAGCACUGGAAAAGGCAGGAUGCUGCACAAGUGGUUGCUUCACUAAUCUGGGAAGGACUGGGCCUUGGGGGAGGAGUUAAAGUGGGAGACUGGAACAGAAAUGAUGGUAAUAACAAAGUUCUCCUUGGCAUUGGAGGUGGACAUUAUGCACCUCGACAUAUGGAUAUUGUUCGGAAUGAUGGUGUUUGGGUAGGCCAUCUGCUUUCAGGAUAUGCCUUGCCAAUGGAAGAUCCUGGGAAAUCAAAAGCGCAGGGAAAUGCAAAGGAUGUUGGUGGAACUUGGAAACAUGCUAUUAAAGUCGCAUAUGAGGUUACUAAAUCAUCUUUUCCAGGUGGAGAAGUUCUAGCACACCUUGAUCAGAAGAGUUUCAAAAGCUGGCAGAAAAAUGCCAUUACAGAGUUCUUGACAGAGCAGAACAUAAAGAUUGGCAAGCCUGGUGACUUCUACUGAUUGUCAUGCUAGAAAGCUGAUAGAUUAUUUUAUCAAUUUUGUUUUACUACUAUGCACCGAAGUUAUAUUUUGAUUAUCACAAGGAUGAUGGCUGAAGAUUCUUCAAGUUACUUGUCUAAGAUGCUCAAAUCGGGAAUGAUCUUCAGUUUCUACUCUGUAAUUUAGUUACUUAAAUUUCAAAUUCAAGCAUAGAGAAUAAAUGUAAUGCUACAAAUUACGCAGAAGAUGCAUGCCUAUUUCUGAGAAAGAAGUCAAAUGUUCUCUC
Messenger RNA from Vitis riparia (riverbank grape), 1387 nucleotides. RefSeq names its product D-aminoacyl-tRNA deacylase. The transcript has 9 exons. The record is from RefSeq and is a predicted model, not a curated record. NCBI's taxonomy places the organism in Eukaryota, Viridiplantae, Streptophyta, Magnoliopsida, Vitales, Vitaceae. Bases 49 to 1122 code for a protein of 357 amino acids. Gene Ontology annotation, molecular function: D-aminoacyl-tRNA deacylase activity.